Molecule: messenger RNA, 1258 nt
Organism: Rhododendron vialii
Lineage: Eukaryota; Viridiplantae; Streptophyta; Magnoliopsida; Ericales; Ericaceae
Exons: 2
Coding region: 806-1195 (129 amino acids)
Source: RefSeq, a predicted model, not a curated record
UUGGGUGAAGAUGAUGGUUUAGUGAGUAAUGAUUAUAAAGAUAUAUAAACGCUGAAACGCUUUUUGUUGAAAAUACUUUUAGAAUGAUGUAAGAAUAAACAUGAUUUAAGGACCAUAUAUGGUGUUACAUGUUUGUAAUUAGAGCUUUAUUUUUUAUUUUUAAUCAUGCAAUAGAGAGAAUAAAUAUUUUUUCAAAACUUGGCCCUAGUGGUGUCCUCCAAUUUUUCUUAAAAUCUAUGUGUGAGUGUUGGCAUCGUAUUCGUGUCGUGUCGCGCGUGUCAGUGCUACAUUGGAGAUAAUACAUCUUUCAUUAGUAUGAGCAUUCUUCGCUGAUCAAAACUAUUAUGAGCAUUCUUCCAAUGUGUUAAUCUAUCUAUAAUUACUAUACUCUCAUUCGCCUAUCAAAAAAAAAUAAAGUAUGAGCAUUCUUCUGUUUAAAUGGAAAACAACUGCAGGUUGGGUGAUGUGAUGUUCUGACCAGACCUAAUUCUUAACACAGGUAGUCUAGGUGGACACCUCAAGGCUCUAACUAUGCAUUGGGUUAUGCUCGAUUUCCAUGUUGCUGGUGUUAAAAAAGGCAAGUGUAUGAUACUUGGUGUGUUCUCGCCAUACUUUAAGCUUCUUCACUGGUAAUGGAGCGUGUACUAAAUUUGAGCCAUGAGUCGGCUAUAUUUGAUAGCAAUUCACCAAAGCUCAAGAAAUCCUUAAAUGAUAUUAGGGGUUCUUUACCACUUAGAUUAACGUUCUUGUCCGACACCCGGUUCUGAUCUAGCCUCGUGGAUUCAUUUGUGGAUGCCUGUUGGUAAUGGUGUCGGGCAAAAGGUGGCUUAGGAAGGAAUUCUUGGGAUGGUGCCAAAGGUUGAAAGCAAUGCGCAAAGGUUGUUCCGGAAUGAUGGCCCCUAUCGUUUGGCUUUGCCAAAGCGUUCUCUAUUAUUGCCGAACUUGGUUAAGGGGAUUACAACUUAAACAACCCGUCCCUUCUGGUAUUUCCAUUUGUAAUCUCCAUUUUCUUUCUUGUACGCGCGUGGUAGCAAAGUAUGUCCUCUCAACUUGGACGAUGUCAAAUUCGUUAUCCUUGUAUAUGAAGGCAUGUUUGAUUGUGGCUGAGAUCUCUAUGAUAUUUACUAGGCCGACCCUACACGUGCAUGACUUGUGCACUUUUACUAGUCACCAUAAAUAUGCUAACGAUGAUUAGGUUUGGUGGCUGGUAAAACUCGACAUCAGUCUUGUUCUUUGUAAACUUAAAAUUUCUUAUCCA